GGACAAAGGAAGCUACACAGGCUUUCAACCAACUGAAAAAAGCCCUCAUGUCAGCUCCAGCUCUGGGAUUGCCAGAUGUGAGUAAGCCUUUCCUUUUGUUCUCCCAUGAGAAGCAAGGAAUUGCCUUGGGAAUAUUAGCACAGGACCUCGGUCCAUACCGGAGAGCAGUUGCUUAUUUCUCUAAACAGUUAGACACAGCCGCUAAAGGGUGGCCUGGGUGCCUCAGGGCUGUGGCAGCAGUUGUAAUGAACAUCCAAGAAGCACGUAAAUUCACCCUGGGCCAGAGAAUGACUGUGCUAGUGUCUCACACGGUGUCUGCAGUACUGGAGGUGAAAGGCGGACACUGGCUUUCCCCACAACGGUUCCUGAAAUACCAAGCUAUUAUGGUAGAACAAGAUGAUGUAGAGAUAGUGGUGACUAACAUUGUCAACCCAGCUUCCUUCCUCAGUGGAAACCGAGGAGAACCAGUGGAGCAUGACUGCCUAGAGACCAUCGAGGCCACCUACUCCAGCCGCUCUGACCUGAAGGAAACCCCUCUCGAGAAUGCAGAAGUCUGGUUUACUGAUGGAAGCAGUUAUGUCGUCAAUGGAAAACGGCACGCCGGGUACGCAGUAACCACCUGCAAAGAGGUAAUAGAAUCUGGACCCCUGCCAACAAAUACCUCUGCACAAAAGGCCGAAAUAUUCGCCCUAACUCGGGCCUUAGAAUUGGCAAAAGGGAAAGAGAUAAAUAUAUAUACGGACUCAAAGUAUGCUUUCGGAAUAGUGCACGCUCAUGGAGCCAUCUGGAAAGAGAGGGGACUGCUGAACUCUCAAGGGAAAAACAUUAAACAUGCAUCUGAAAUACUGCGACUUCUGGAAGCAGUGCAAUUGCCAGAGAAAGUAGCGAUCAUGCACAUUAAGGCACACCAGAGGAUAAACUCAGAACUGGAAGAGGGAAACGAGCUGGCGGAUAGGAAAGCAAAAGAAGCAGCAAGGAUGGAGGUAAUAACUGAGGUAGCACUGAUCCCAGAUGGGUAAAUUUCCCUCGAAGGUAAGCCGAAAUACAACAAAUUAGACACAAAAUUGAUUCAAGAGCAAAAAGGACAUUAUAACUCAGAGGGAUGGGCUACCAUAGAAGGAAAGUUAGUCAUACCCUUCUAUUUAUUAUGGUCCCUAGUAAGGGAGGAGCACCAGAAAACACAUUGGGGAAUAGAUGCCUUGUAUAGAUAUCUGAAUGAGAAGAUCAUAGCUAGACAUUUACGAGCCACCAUCACUCAAGUGACUCGACAAUGUGACCUUUGCCUCCAGACAAACCCCAAGAAUAUUCCCAAACCAAAACGUGGCCAGAUUGGGAAGGGCCAUGGGCCAGGACAACAAUGGCAGAUUGAUUUCACGGAAUUGCCAAGAAAAGGGGGGUAUAAGUUUUUACUGGUCCUAACAGAUACCUUUUCAGGAUGGCCAGAAGCCUUCCCCACCAGAACUUCUAAAGCUCGAGAGGUAACUAAGGUAUUGGUACAGGAAAUCAUACCACGAUUUGGGGUCCCGGCUACAAUCUCCUCAGAUAGAGGACCACAUUUUAUUGCAAAAUUAGUACAACAGGUUAGCCAAUACUUGGGCAUAGACUGGGAACUUCACACCCCAUAUAACCCACAAUCAAGUGGUCAAGUAGAGAAAAUGAAUCAUUUGAUCAAACAACAAAUUGUACGGUUGGGACAGGAGGCUAAUUUGCCAUGGCCCCAAUCCCUCCCACUAGCACUACUGCGGAUUCGAACCAAACCCAGGACCAAAGAAAAACUGAGCCCUUUUGAAUUGCUUUAUGGGAGACCAUAUGGGGUGCAGAAGGGAACGUCUGCCCAGGACGUAUCACUAACCUCCUAUA
Molecule: messenger RNA, 1860 nt
Organism: Taeniopygia guttata (zebra finch)
Lineage: Eukaryota; Metazoa; Chordata; Aves; Passeriformes; Estrildidae
Source: RefSeq, a predicted model, not a curated record